Fonsecaea multimorphosa CBS 102226 is the source of this 1962-nucleotide messenger RNA. RefSeq lists its product as uncharacterized. NCBI's taxonomy places the organism in Eukaryota, Fungi, Ascomycota, Eurotiomycetes, Chaetothyriales, Herpotrichiellaceae. Gene Ontology annotation, molecular function: myo-inositol:proton symporter activity. Gene Ontology annotation, cellular component: membrane. The transcript has 5 exons. The record is from RefSeq and is a predicted model, not a curated record. Gene Ontology annotation, biological process: transmembrane transport. Bases 1 to 1962 code for a protein of 653 amino acids.
AUGUCGGAACCCAAGAACAUCGACGGCUUCGCUCACAGGCCCAGCGCAGACCACCAUGAAAAGUCUCCAGGUCCGGAGCGCCGGCGCUCGUCCAUAGCUGAUCUCAACAGAAACAAGAACUUGGAUGCAAAAAUCUCAAAUCCGCUUGCUGAUAUCCCUCAAGAAGAGUUGUUAGCCGACGUUGGAGAAUUCGCAAACCGUGCCGGUUUGGCUUCCGAAAUCGAGCUGAUGAAGAAGGGCGCCCUGGUGGCCCAGAACCCCGCGCAAUUCGAGAGCUUUACAUUCCUCACCGACGACGAGAACGAUGCUCUUCGCACGGAGGUUUCCCGCAAGUGGAAACACCCUUGGAAGCUCUACAUGACCGUCAUCGUCUGCUCCAUCGGUGCCGCAGUCCAGGGUUGGGAUCAGACCGGGACCAACGGCGCCAACCUGUCGUUCCCGGAAGCCUUCGGCCUCAACACACCAGAAGGACAGCCGGGCUACGAGAGAGACUUCUGGAUCAUCGGCCUUGUCAAUUCGGCGCCCUACAUUGGCAGCGCGUUUCUGGGCUGCUGGCUGUCUGAUCCCUGCAACUACUACCUGGGCCGUCGAGGGACCAUCUUCACCUCCGCAGUCUUUUUGAUUGCAACGCCGAUUGGAGGAGCGUGUUGCCAAAAUUGGGAACAGUUACUGGCCACACGUAUUCUCAUGGGCAUUGGUAUGGGUUUGAAGGGCGCCACUACACCGGUCUUUGCUGCUGAGAACUCUCCCGCUGCGAUUCGAGGCGCUCUUGUUAUGACGUGGCAGUUCUGGACGGCCUUUGGGAUAUUCCUGGGCACUGCGUUCAACCUGGCCGUCUGGGAUGCCGGCGACAUCGGCUGGCGACUCCAGCUCGGGUCAGCCUUUAUCCCUGCCAUUCCGCUUGCUGCGAUGGUCUUUUUCUGCCCAGAGAGCCCAAGAUGGUGCAUCAAGCACGGCAAACCAGGCCAAGCAUACCAAUCCCUCCUCAAGCUCCGAAACCACCCCCUCCUCGCCGCCAGGGACCUGUACUACAUCAGCACGCAGAUCCAGAUCGAGCACGACAUGGUCGGCGACGACUCCACGUACCUCUCGCGGUUCACGCAGCUGUUCACCAUGCCGCGCGUGCGUCGCGCCACGCUGGCCUCGUUCACGGUGAUGAUCGCGCAACAAAUGUGCGGCAUCAACAUCAUGGCUUUCUACUCGUCGACCAUCUUCCGCGAGGGUGGCGCAUCCGACUUUGAGGCCCUGUUGGGCUCCUUCGGCUUCGGGGCCGUGAAUUUCCUGUUCGCGAUUCCGGCGUUUUUGACCAUCGACACCUUCGGGCGACGGGCCUUGUUGCUGUUCACGUUCCCCAAUAUGGCAUGGACGUUGCUGGCAGCGGGGUUUGCGUUCUACAUCCCGCGCUCCAGCAGCGCGCACUUGGGCGUCAUUGCGCUGUUCGUGUAUUUGUUUGCCGCGUUCUACUCGCCCGGCGAGGGUCCCGUGCCGUUCACGUACUCGGCCGAAGUGUUCCCCCUGUCACACCGCGAGGUGGGCAUGGGCUGGGCCGUGGCGACGUGCCUGUUCUGGGCGGCCGUGCUGGGGCUGACGUUUCCCAAGAUUCUCGAAGCGUUCGCCCCCACGGGCGCGUUUGGGUUCUUUGCGGGUCUGAACAUGGUGGCUCUGGUCAUGAUCUUCUUCUGGGUUCCCGAGACCAAGCAGCGCACCCUUGAAGAACUCGACUACAUCUUCGCCGUACCCACUCGCCGCUUCGUGUCCUACCAGACGCGUACCUGGCUGCCCUGGUUCAUCAGGCGCUACGUGCUUUGGCACAAAUCGGCAGAGUUGAAGCCGCUGUAUACCUUUGAGCGCGGCAUCGUGGGGGAUAUCCGCGAUAUGCGGGAGCACGGGGAGCACAGGGAGGAGGCAGAGAGAACGAAGGCGAGUGUCGAGCGAGAGGCGGAAGAGGUCAAGGCGGUGUGA